UGAUUACUGAGUUCAAUCUUUUUUUUUUUUUUUUUUUUUUUUUUUUAAGGCAAUAAUUACUCAGUCCUUGGUGGAAGCCUAUCGCGAGGACCAGUUCAUGUCUGAGAUCAUACGCAGACAGCAGGCGAAGGACAAGAAGACCUCUGUCGAGUUUGAAUUGGUCAAUGGCUUGCUGUUCCUUGAGAAGGCAGGGAAUAAACGAUCGUGUGUCCCUAAUAGCGAGUCUUUGCGUAGUUUAUUUUUAGGUGAGUGUCAUGAUGCCACCGGCCAUUUUGGGUACAAGAAGACCGCAGCUAAUCUGCUGCAGCGGUUCUGGUGGCCCACGAUGAUGCGAGACGCCCAGCUGUAUGUGGAGACUUGUCAGGUAUGUCAAAGAGACAAGCCCCGUACUCAGGCUCCUCUUGGGCUCCUGAAGCCCCUUCUGAUACCGGAACGGCCUGGUGAGAGUCUGUCCAUGGACUUCCUGGAUACUAUGGUCACCAGCAAGAGUGGGAUGCGACACAUCUUUGUCAUCGUGGAUAGAUUUAGCAAGCAUUACAUCAAGCCCAACCAGGUGGACUGGGAUGAGAAGCUUGCUCUCAUCGCCAGCUUGUACAACAACGCUGUACACAGCGCCACCGGGGUGAGCCCAAACAGCUUACUGCUAACAUUUAAGCCUAGACUGUCCCUAGACUUUCUUCUCCCUGAGAAUCAAUCCACUGUUGCACCAGGCACCUUGGAAUUUGCUUACCACUAUGAACAGAAGAUGCAGAAGGCACAGGCUACAAUGAUAGAGUAUGAAAAUAGACACCGCCGGCCUUCUACAUUUCAAGUUGGGUAUAGGAUCUGGGUUAAGUCUUCAGAGCUGGGACAGGAGCAUUGGAUCUCCCGUAAACUCAUGCCCAAGUACUUUGGACCCUGGGAAGUCUUGGACAUCGUUGGGACAGAUCCGGAUGGGCCAUCUUAUGUUGUCCGGAUCCCUGGUCAUCUCCGUACUUACCCUGUCUUUCACGCCUCCAAGCUGGCACCUUUCAAAGAGACUGAUCAAUUUCCAUCUCGUCGCUCAAUGCUGCCCCCAACCAUGGACGGAGAGGUGGACAUCGAUGACAUCGUGGAUCACAGAGAGCUGCCGGUAUCAAGACCAGCAGGCAGGGGACGUCCUCCAAAACUGAAGCUGCAGUACCGCGUCCGGUUCUGGCAUCACACUGAUCCGAAGGAGGACCGCUGGUUCACCAGGGAAGAGCUCAUGCAGACCGCCCCUCAAGUUGUAGCCCAAUACGAGAGAUCUCUGCAGAAGGGAAAGCGCCCCAUGGUUGAAGACUGAGCUUCUCAGAGGACUGUUGAAGCUAAGGAGGAGGGAAUGCGAGGCCACUGCCUCU
This is a messenger RNA of Chara braunii, 1358 nucleotides long. The record is from the annotation of a GenBank genome assembly. Lineage: Eukaryota; Viridiplantae; Streptophyta; Charophyceae; Charales; Characeae.